UUAAAGGGGCACACCAAUUGGGUAAACUGCAUUGCCUUUUCGCCCGAUGGCGCUUAUCUCGUGUCCGGUGACGGCGGUGGCGUCAUUCGGAUCUGGAACUCCGCCACGGGACAGACGAUCUGCGAUCCUUGGCGUGGCCAUGACCAUGGUGUUAGAUCCGUCGCUUUCUCGCCAAAUGGACACUACGUGGCCUCGGGCGGAGUGGAUCGUACAGUUCGCGUUUGGGACGCAUCCACCGGACAGCCUAUCCGCGAGCCUUUUCGCGGUCACACAAAACGGGUCAUAACAGUGGCAUUUUCACCGGAUGGCGAAUUCAUCAUAUCAUACAGCUCGGACGGCACGAUCCGGUUCUGGGAUGGCUUG
This is a messenger RNA of Punctularia strigosozonata HHB-11173 SS5, 363 nucleotides long. RefSeq names its product WD40 repeat-like protein. The annotation marks the transcript as partial. The record is from RefSeq and is a predicted model, not a curated record. The transcript has a single exon. NCBI's taxonomy places the organism in Eukaryota, Fungi, Basidiomycota, Agaricomycetes, Corticiales, Punctulariaceae. Gene Ontology annotation, molecular function: protein binding.